Messenger RNA from Pyrus x bretschneideri (Chinese white pear), 1789 nucleotides. RefSeq names its product ent-kaurenoic acid oxidase 1. Lineage: Eukaryota; Viridiplantae; Streptophyta; Magnoliopsida; Rosales; Rosaceae. Gene Ontology annotation, biological process: multicellular organism development; brassinosteroid biosynthetic process; sterol metabolic process. Gene Ontology annotation, molecular function: heme binding; monooxygenase activity; iron ion binding. The record is from RefSeq and is a predicted model, not a curated record.
AUGGAAAUUUCUAUUGGGGUGUGGCUGGGUUUGGCUUUGGGUGGUUUGCCACUAUUGGGAUUACUCUUGUGGUGGUGGAAUGAGCUUUGGUUUGUGCUACCUCUCAAACUAUGGCCUUCCACCUCAAUCGCCAAACUGCCCCCAGGUCACAUGGGAUUUCCAUUUCUUGGGGAAAUGCUUACAUUCCUUUGGUAUUUCAAAAUUAUUCGCCGUCCCGAUGAAUUUAUCAAUGCUAAGCGACGCAAGCAUGGCGAUGGAGUUGGAAUGUUUAGAACCCACCUCUUCGGAAAACCUUCCAUCAUAGCAUGCUUUCCGGCGGUCAACAAAUUCGUGUUUCAAGAUGACAUCUUCAUGCUAGAGUGGCCAAGCGUUGAGCUUAUGGGCUAUACUUCUUUGGCGGCAGUUCAUGGAAAGUCUCAUGAAAGACUCAGAAACUUUGUCACAAAUGCUAUUAAUCGGCCAAACUCUCUAAGAAACAUUGCCCCCCAAGUUCAACCGAGAAUGGUGGCUGCACUUCAAUCAUGGGCUCAAAAGGGUAGAAUCAACGUGUAUGACGAGUUUAAUAAGGUAGCAUUUGAAAAUAUUGGAAAACUAUUUGCAAGUCUGGAGCCAGGACCGCUCCUAGAUACCAUUGAUAACUUGUUUGCUGGAAUACUGAAAGGAGUUAGAGCUCUACCAUACAACAUUCCUGGAACGUCUUUUCGCCAUGCUAGUCAGUGUAGGAAGAAGCUGGUGGCCAUUUUCAGUGUGUUGCUAGAGAAGAAAAAAACCCAAAAAGAAGUGACAAAUGACCUAAUGGAUGGGCUUAUGCAAAUUAAAGACGAUGAAGGCAAUAAAUUAAGUGACUUAGAGGUGAUAGAUAACAUUGUUAGCCUUAUCGUUGCUGGAUACGCUUCUACUGCCAUUUCAUCAAUGUGGGCCGUAUAUUAUCUUGCCAAAUACCCUAAUGUCCUCGAAAAACUUAGGGCGGAGAAUAUGGCUUUAAGUCAGAACAAGAAAGGAGAUCAUAUUACAUUUGAAGAUAUCAUGAAAAUGAAAUACACAAACAAAGUGGUAGAAGAAACAAUAAGAAUGGCAAACGUUGCAGCAUUUCUUUUCCGGAAAGCUAACAAGGAAGCUGAAUAUAAAGGUUACAAAAUACCCAAGGGUUGGACUGUGGUUCUCUGGGUCCGAUAUCUCCACACAAAUCCUGAGAACUUUGAUGAUCCUAUGUGCUUUAAUCCAGACAGAUGGAGUGAAUCGCCUAAGCCUGGAACUUACCUAGUUUUUGGUGGUGGACCAAGAAUAUGUCCUGGAAACAUGCUUGUUAGGCUGCAACUUGCAAUCUUCUUACAUCAUUUGUGUACAGGAUACAAGUGGGAACUUGUCAACCCAGAUGCUGAAAUCAUUUAUCUAUCACACCCGACUCCAGCUGAUAAGGUUGAAAUCACGAUCAGAAAAAUUUAGAAAAAAUGAAUUUCAAAUUCUGUUUCCAUUUGUAUUUUGGAUUGUAAGCAUGUCACAUGCAAACGUUGGGUCCCUUUAUUAGAAGUCAUUAAUUUAUGUUUUUUGUUCAUGACUGGCCAGUCUGGCAUAACAAGGACUUUGUGUCCAGCUUUUCUUCUCUAUAAUUUGGAUAUUAUCAAGCAACUAGUGGGAUAAGGCUUGACAUAAAGACAGUGGUGCUCUAAGUUUUAUACAGUCAACCCCAUUUAGAAGAUAAAUCUUUGUUGUUGUUGUGGGAUAUUAUCAAGCAAUUGUUCCUUUGAGUUUUUUAUUUGAACACAGUGGUCCCGGCCAUAUGAAUUCA